This is a messenger RNA of Pseudocercospora fijiensis CIRAD86, 1857 nucleotides long. RefSeq lists its product as uncharacterized. The coding region runs from base 1 to 1857 and encodes 618 amino acids. The record is from RefSeq and is a predicted model, not a curated record. The transcript is spliced from 8 exons. Lineage: Eukaryota; Fungi; Ascomycota; Dothideomycetes; Mycosphaerellales; Mycosphaerellaceae.
AUGUUGAGUAAGAUAAACAUCAUUCCUGAAAUUUUGCAACAUCUUUCAACAGAAACAAUCGAAAAGCAGGAAGCUAUCUCAUCCACCGUUUUCAUCAGAUAUACAGAAGAAGGGCAACUGGCAGAAUGCUUUCGCGCGUUCUACGGACCUUACGGCUCCAAAUACUUGGUCAUGACAACUAUUGCGUGUUCAAGAAGUACAAAACACCAGGACGUAGGAUUCCUAGUAGGAUGGUCCCGUCAGUUCUCGACAGGGCGCACCGUUGUACAAGCUCCUCAUCAUGGAAGAACGACAUCGCCUUACACGAGCCACAGGAUUCUCCCUUUCUUCCUCAGCAAAAGCAAUAGCCAUCUUACCCACAAUCGGUCAUGUAUGAUGUCCCACCUCUGCGACGCAAUAAAGCUGGACAUUUUCUCGAAUGAGGUAGCUGCAGAUAUCCAAUCCAAGCAGCAGCAAUUCGAAGAUAAGGAGUGGUGCUUGACUAGCGGCAUCGAGCUUCUAAACGUCGUAAGAAACUCUAGAUUGCUAGCGCUGAUCAGAAAGCGAGAGAGCUAUGAGCAAGCUGUGGAAGAAAGACUCAGCGAACACGCACGACUGUGGGCGGAACAAAAAGAUCUAGAGAAGCUCGCUGGACUGAUCAAGAGGCGGAAAGCUUCCAUGACGAGGCAAGCGUACGAUGCUGCCAGCAAAUUUUCCACUUCGGCGUCUAUUUAUGUAGAAGAUGACGACUACGAAGAGUACAGAAACCUCCUCUUGUAUCAAAAGGUACGUCUUCGGGCAUUGUUCUGUCAACGACUUCACGAGCAAGAAAUGGAUUGCAAGAAGUCCUCCGACUUUUACUUGAAUAAUCGCCAUCGAGUCUCGGCAUCGGAAUCGCACAACAUUCCUUCCAUCGAGCAGUUGAGAUGGAAGAGAACUCGAUUAGAGAUCGCGCGUCGGGCAUACGAAGUUGCUGUGAAAGAGAUGCUCGAAAACACCAUUGCUCCAAUAUUAUUACUCGAUGAGACAUUCCCAAUUUAUAAACUUACCACGACCAAUCUUGAAAAGAUCCCAGACACUGUACCUAUCACAUCACCAUCAUCAAGCAUCGGAUCUCUUUUCCAUGACAAGCAACAGGGAUCACGAGGGCAGACCUGUAAUAAGAGAUUGGUAGUUCACUACCACCACCUUUUCCAGCCCAACGCCUCACAAGCCAAGAAAGUCCACGACUUAGGCAAAAUUCUAGAAACCCAGGAGCGAGAUUUGAAGAAUUUCCAGGACGAAUUUUUUUCCGCUCAGUUGAAUUUCGAAAAUUUGUGGAUGCAAGAGCGUCGAAGUCACGUUGGUUUUGAAGAGCGGGAGCGGGAUAUGCUCGUGGAAAUGGAAGAGAUCCGGGAAGAGUAUCUUCGGGAACGAAGCAGGUUGCGAGAAAUGAUGGAGGAUAUGUAUGUCUCAUCAACGGUCGGAUUUGGAAUUUGGGGAUCGGACGAGAGGACUGCGGAGGCGUGCACGCCGUAUGCGGGUAUUAGGAAGUUUGUCUCCGUACCGCCGUCUGAUUAUUGUGAAGAGGAGGCUGGGUUGGAGAGUAGUGUGGAAUUUGAGGAAUGGAUUUCGAAUGGGAAUGGUUCGGAUUAUUCUGAGACCAGUCGAGCUAGGAAGCAGAUGCUGAUUGCCCCGGUGUGUGAUAAUGAGACUUUAGAGCUUUGGAGAAUUGAUGUCGACGAGAAGGUGUCCGUUCCCAUCAAGCUUCCCCGGUCCUGCUUGAAGGAGAGGCCAUUCGAGCAUCUCUACGUGGCCAUGUCCCUGUCCCUUGGCCUGAGCUUGACAUCAUCUCACAAUCUGCUCUUCCCUCCUAUACCUGCCAACCUUCUCACUUGA